CCUCCGGUAUCCCAUAAUGCGUCAGUGUCGGCGCUGGUAAGCCGCAUGCGCAGUCGCUCAGUCUCUUUUGGACCCGCAGCUCUUCUGCUACAAUGGCCAAGCGCACCAAGAAGGUGGGGAUUGUGGGGAAGUACGGCACUCGUUACGGUGCGUCGCUCAGGAAGAUGGUGAAGAAGAUCGAGAUCAGCCAGCACGCCAAAUACACCUGCUCCUUCUGCGGCAAGACUAAGAUGAAGAGAAAGGCUGUGGGGAUCUGGCACUGUGGCUCCUGCAUGAAAACCGUGGCUGGCGGUGCCUGGACGUACAACACCACGUCAGCCGUCACGGUCAAAUCUGCCAUCAAGCGUCUGAAGGAGCUGAAGGACCAGUAGACGUCGUCGUCUCGUCUCGGACUGUUUUUUUCCUCUGUGGCUCGCUGGAACAUCCCAUAAUAAAUCUGAGUCUUGAGUCGGA
Messenger RNA from Sinocyclocheilus anshuiensis, 453 nucleotides. RefSeq names its product 60S ribosomal protein L37a. Gene Ontology annotation, biological process: translation. Gene Ontology annotation, molecular function: structural constituent of ribosome; large ribosomal subunit rRNA binding. The coding region runs from base 93 to 371 and encodes 92 amino acids. Lineage: Eukaryota; Metazoa; Chordata; Actinopteri; Cypriniformes; Cyprinidae. The transcript is spliced from 4 exons. Gene Ontology annotation, cellular component: ribosome; cytosolic large ribosomal subunit. The record is from RefSeq and is a predicted model, not a curated record.